This is a messenger RNA of Salvelinus fontinalis (brook trout), 2220 nucleotides long. It is a transcript of the gene slc23a3, whose product is annotated as solute carrier family 23 member 3. NCBI's taxonomy places the organism in Eukaryota, Metazoa, Chordata, Actinopteri, Salmoniformes, Salmonidae. Gene Ontology annotation, biological process: transmembrane transport. Gene Ontology annotation, cellular component: membrane. The coding region runs from base 200 to 1918 and encodes 572 amino acids. The transcript is spliced from 12 exons. Gene Ontology annotation, molecular function: transmembrane transporter activity. The record is from RefSeq and is a predicted model, not a curated record.
GGGUUUGCAGCGGAUGAGUUGAAGACCGAGAGCAAGAGAGAAGGAGAGAGGGAGAGAGAUAUAGCAAUAUAGAGAGAGAGAGAGAGAGAGAGAGAGAUAGAGAAAGAGAGAGAGUGGAGUGAGAAGAAAAGCGAGUGAGAGAGAGAGAAGGAAAUCUGUAUUCAUGUAAGGAGUUUUGACAAGAAGAAAACAGCCGUGUAUGAUAAUGGACGCAGGUCAGCGUUUUGACCCGGAGCUUCCUGACGAAACCAAAAGCACCAGCAGGACAGAUACCUCAAGUGUGAACCAACAGCCUCCCUGUUUUCUAAACCUGCUGUUGGCGGUACAGCAAGUGUUUGUGCAGUGCUCUCUGCUGGUUCUGGUCCUGGGUGUGUUACAGCAACAUCUACUGUUACAGGAUGGAGAGAGAGAGAGGUUACUGUCCUCCAUGUUGUUCUACUCCGGUCUCUCCACUCUGAUACAGAGCUGUCUGGGGACAUGCCUCCCUCUGGUCCAGGCUCCGUCUCUGGAAAUCCUUAUCCCUGCUGUCGUCCUCACUGCCCAGAUUGUUACUGAACCGGCCUGCAGAGGGCACUGUGAGGAGAGUGAGGGGGACAUCCUACCCAGAGCCAACCCAGUCAGAGAGCUCCAGGGUAUGACUGUGAUGGUGGGCAUGGUCCAGCUGGUUCUGGGUGUGACAGGUCUGAGUGGUGUGGUUCUGAGACACUGCGGUCCGCUGGUCAUAGCCCCUCUGUUGUGUCUACUGGGCUUCUCCAUCUACAGAGAGGCUGCUCUGCUCUGCUCAGACCACUGGGCCAUCGCUGCACUGACAGUCAUCCUCCUAGUGCUCCUGUCCCAGCAUCUACGCUCCUACAUGCUCCCAGCAUGCCUCAGGAUGCCUCAGCUACCUGUCUGCAGGAUGCUCUCUGUGCUGCUGCCUCUAAUGAGUGUGUGGGCUCUGUGUGAAGUAUUGGAGAGUUUUGGGGUUUUCCGCCUCCGUUCGGUCUCCGAGCUGCUGCCGGCACCGAAGACAAGCAACACUUCUCUUCCCGUACCUUUAACGUCGGACCUCACUUCCUUCACUGUGCCGUGGCUCAGCCCCCCUCUGGCAGUAGAGGCAGGUCUACCCCUGCUGUCAGUUCGAGGCAUGGCGGCCGGUGUCGUUGCAGCCCUCUCUUCCUCUGUCAGUUCAGUGGGGAUGUACCUGCUAACAGCCCGGCUCCUGGGAGUCCCCCCUCCCCCCGCUGCAGCCUGUAACAGGGGCCUUGGGGCCCAGGGUCUGGGCAGUGUGGUGGCUGGCCUGAUGGGGGCGCCACUGGGGCUCAGCAGCAGUGUCCCCAACACCUGUACUCUGGGACUCAGCCAGUCUGGGUCCAGGUGGACAGUGCAGCUGACAGCCAUCUUUGGACUGGCCCUAGGAGUGUCCCCUCGACUGACACAGCUCAUCACCUCUGUCCCCUUGGCCAUCUACGGUGCUAUUCUCAGUGUAACAUACUCUAUUGCCGUGGCUACAGGCGUGAGGUACUUCCAGUUCACACACAUCGACUCUGGACGUAACAUCUUCAACAUCGGCUUGGCUGUCUUCAUGUCUCUAGUUCUGCCUCACUGGUUCCGCAUGCGGACCGCAUUUAUUGAUACAGGUAUGGUCAGUGUUGAUGUCCUUCUCCAUUCUCUUCUGACCUCACCUGUGCUCCUGGUGGGCAUCCUGGCUUUCCUAUUGGACAAUACAGUAUCGGGGUCUUCAUCGGAGAGAGGACUUGACUCAGCAGAGAUGGAGAAGACAGGGUGGACAUCAGUCAACAGUGAGCCAGGGUAUCACCGGGAAGUGGCGUUAAUUUACGAGUCCCCUUACCUCCUGAGAAGACUGUGGAAGUUACCUUGGUUCAGGACGACCCCUUUCUCCGCCUGUAGGAUCACAGAUCAUGGAGACAUACUGUAGAGCCCCGUCUGAGGGUAGUAGGUCUCGUUUUAAAGUUAAAGUUGUGUGGAAUUGAUAUGUAAAGACAAGGGACUGUGGACAAUAGGCAUAAUAUGGUAUUAGCCCAUGAUGUAUAUAUAAAUAUAGAAUAAUGUAUAUGCCAUACUGUAUAUGAAAUGUACUGUGUGUCUACGUAGUUAGUGACCUGAACAGAGUUUGCUUGUAUGAUAGUGGGUUUGUAUUGGUGGAUUAAUGGCACAGCUUCAGGAAGAUGUGGGUUUGUAUUGGUGGAUUAAUGGCACAGCUUCAGGGAGAUGUGUGAU